Oncorhynchus tshawytscha (Chinook salmon) is the source of this 6263-nucleotide messenger RNA. RefSeq names its product follistatin-related protein 4-like. The transcript has 16 exons. The record is from RefSeq and is a predicted model, not a curated record. Gene Ontology annotation, molecular function: protein binding; calcium ion binding. Gene Ontology annotation, biological process: multicellular organism development; cell differentiation; regulation of BMP signaling pathway. The coding region runs from base 218 to 2749 and encodes 843 amino acids. NCBI's taxonomy places the organism in Eukaryota, Metazoa, Chordata, Actinopteri, Salmoniformes, Salmonidae.
AAUGGAGCACCGCUGCUAGAAGUGGGAACAUCCAACGCAUGCUUAUUCGCGAGCCUAAUUCAAUAAAGCCCGUCACACACGAGACUAAUCUGCAACCGGGCUGAGGCUGGAACUAAGAAAGUCGUUGCGCACCAUACACUGAAUCGUACAUCUGUCGUGGCAUAUUUGCUGGCAUAUUUAUUUUUCAUCGCAAGUGGAAUACGACAGACUGACACUGAUGGGCUUGCUGUGUAUUUGGGCACUUCCUGUCCUGCUCGGAGCCUCUGUCUCUGUCUGCUGGCUGACUGAAGGGCGGAGGAGCAUGGAUACAGCAAACAGACCAGAGAACCCCUCCCAGGGACCACAGACCAGGAAGAGUGGACAUGCUGACGGGGUGGCCGAUCCAUUCCACUCUGGGUCAGACGGAGGACCCUGCAGGAGGACAUACUGUGGGAGGGGCCGCCAGUGUGUGCUGCUGGAGGUGACGGGCCGGGCAGAGUGUGUGUGCCAGGAGAAGUGUCGGCCCACCUUUGUGCCGGUGUGCGGCUCCGACGGCAGGUUCUACGAGAACCACUGUGAGGUGUACCGCACCGCCUGCCUGCAGAAGAGACGGAUCUACGUGGUGCACAGCAAGGACUGCUUCUUCAAAGGGGACCCGUGCACCAUGGCGGAGUACAACAAGCUGAAGAGUAUGCUGCUGGAUAUGCAGCCUAACGGCCUAACCGGCGGGGACAGGAACACGUUGAGAGACAUGGACCAGAAGAGAGCCCUGGUGGACACCAUGUUUAAGUACCUGGACAUGGACCAGGACGGCCGUCUGGGCAGUGACGAGUUGGCACAGAUCUCUAUGAAGGAGCACCUGGAGGACAGUCUGCUGGAGUGUACCAUGCAGGACCUGCUCCGCUACGAUGAUUACAACAACGACGGACACCUCACUCUGCACGAGUUCUACACUGCUUUUCAGGUUGUUCAGUUGAGCUUGGCUGAGGACCAGAGAAUGAGCAUCUCCACGGUAACGGUAGGCCUCAGCACCGUGCUGUCCUGUGCCAUCCAGGGGACGCUGCGGCCACCAAUCAUCUGGAAGAGGAAUGGGAUAAUACUCAACUUCCUGGACCUGGAGGAUAUCAAUGACUUCGGUGAUGACGGCUCCCUCUACAUCACCAAGGUGACAACCAUCCAUAUGGGGAACUACAGCUGUCAUGCGUAUGGAUAUGAAGAACUCUGCCAGACCCAUGUACUGCAGGUGAAUGUUCCCCCAGUGAUCCUGGUCUACCCAGAGACGCAGGCCCAGGAGCCUGGUGUGUCUGCCAGCCUGCACUGCCACGCCGACGGCAUCCCAGACCCUAAGAUUCUGUGGCUGAAGAACGGCAUGGACCUGCAGCCCAGACCCGCCAAGCAGCUCUCCCUCAUCGCGAAUGGGAGCGAGCUCCACAUUGGCAGCGUACGCUAUGAGGACACAGGAGCCUACACCUGCAUUGCGAAGAACGAGGUGGGGGUGGACGAGGACAUAUCGUCUCUGUUUGUGGAGGACUCAGCUAGAAAGACACUUGCAAACAUACUGUGGAGGGAGGAAGGUUUGAGCGUGGGAAACAUGUUCUAUGUGUUCUCUGAUGAGGGCAUCACCGUGCUACAGCCCAGCGAGUGUGAGAUACGUAAACACAUUGAGCACACAGAGAGGAUCGUGGCCAGCUAUGAGGAAAUGUGUCCUAAAAGUGAAGGUGUGUCCCCGCAACACUGUUCAUGGUCCUCAGCGGUCAGUGUGAGGGAUAAAUACAUCUAUGUCACCCAGCCCCUUCAGAAACGCCUGCUGCUCAUCGACACCCAGGCCCAGAAAGUGGUGCAGGCGGUAGAGACAGACCCUUUCCCGGUGAAGCUGCUCUAUGACAAGUCACAUGACCAGGUCUGGGUUCUAAGCUGGGGCAGCAUGGAGAAGUCCCACCCAACCUUACAGGUGAUUCCUCAGGCCAGUGUUGGUGAGGUGCACCACACCAUCCGCACCCCCUUCCAGAGGGUUGAUGACUUCUUCAUCCCUCCAACCAACCUCAUCAUCACUCACGUCAGGUUUGGCUUCGUCUUUCUCAAAUCUGAACCUGCGGUGCACAAGAUUGACUUAGAGACCUUCCACCGAGUCAAAACCAUCAGCCUGAAGACCUACAGCUGUGUGCCCGUCAGCAUGGCUUACACACACCUGAGUGGAUUCUACUUCAUCCAGUGCCAGUCUCAGAGCAGGGACCCCUCGUCAGCCCAGCCACAGCUCCUGAUCGACAGUGUCACCGACACCGUCAUUGGGCCCAACCUCAACAUCACGGGCCAGCCCUACGUGUCCCCGAACGGCCGCUACAUCGUUACCCCGGACCAGCAGAGCGGGAAGGUCAGAGUUCAGACAGUGUCCUUCCAGGGGGUGCUGGGUCUGAGCCGGGAAUUGGACACCUCCCUCCUUGUGUCCGACCUGGUCUUCCAGCCCUCCUUCACUGAGUCCAAUCAGUACACGGUGGUAGCUGCUUCUGGCUCAGGCAUGGACCUGGUUUUCUCUGACCUGGCGUCAGGCCACAGCGAGGUCCUCAAGAGCCUCAAGGAGCCCCUGUCACCCCACACCUGGCCCUGGGGGGGGGCCAACAGAGUGGUGGUGUCCAGCGGACUGUUUGGCCAGUACCUGGUCACACCCUCAGCGAAAUCCCUCUUUGUGUUGAACGGCAAACAGAAGACACCCCACUGCGAGGUGUCAGACAUCAAGAGAGGGAACACAGUGGUGUGGGUGGGAGAGGUAUGAGAAAGAGGGCAGAGAGAGAGAGAUAGAGAGAGAGAAAGAGAGAGAGAUCAGGCCAACACACUUAAGAUAUAUGUGGACAUAAGUGGACUCAACCCUAGGACUGAGUGAGAGGAACACAUGUCUAGGUUAUUGUAACAAAAAUACACAAAAAAUUGUAAUUGAAAAAAAAUAUUAAGAAAAUCCUAUUGUGAUAUUUUUACGGGGAGAAGGUGCGUGGGGAGGCCCUUCAGUGCAACAGUGAUCUAUGUGCACUUAACUGAGAGGAGUUAUGCAUUACAGCACUUCCUUGUAACACUGCAGAUACAUGUAACAGGAGAGGGAUAUAAUGAUGACGUUUUGAAAACAUUAACUAUGCACAAUGCUCACUUUUUUAGAGGAAAGCUUUUUGGUUUCAAGAUGUUUGUCGUUCACCAGUGCUGCAAAUAGUCACAACAAGAUGUCUGUCUGACUUUAGUGUAUACAUGUGUUUUCAGUCCUUUUCAAAACCACUGCUCUCUGUUAUUUGCCUUUGUCUGUGGAAAUGGUAUUGUACGCUUUUUCUAAAAGCUCUCAUCCUGACCAACACAUAUAGGUUACUUUAAAACACAUGUUGUACCCUAUAAAUCAUAACCUACUUUCAAAAAAGACCACGUUUCCAUCCAUUAGCUAAGAACAGUGGAUAUCUAAUAGAAAGCCUACAGUAGAAAACCCAUUAAAACAUGUUAUUGUACAAAGACUAGAUAUGGUACAGUAUACCAGCUCUUCCCCCUCCAUCUCACACAGUAAACCUACUUCCAGUUUUGAUCCGGUGACCUCCUAGUCCUCUGUCUACUAAAUCUAGCAUUGUAAGGAUCUUGUUCAUCAGCAUGGAGGUAUUGUAAGUCCUAUGUAUCUUGUUUCUGCCCUAUAGCUUGAUUCCUUCACACUCCAUGACUGAAAUCCAACUUCCCCUAAAGAAUAGCUCUUCCUAUUGCAGUAUUACUGGCUAGUGCUGUGUGCGACGAGCAAGUUACAGCAAAACAACACUAUCAAAAAAUACAUAAACCGAGAUAAUCAGAUUUGUUGUUCAUGUUUGUGAUUUAUAUAUUUGCUAAUAGUUUACUCAAGCAGAUACAGAAGCAAAGGCUUGAUUAUGUUUCCUAGACCACUGUUGCACUGAGAGAAAUGUGUGUAUUUCAGAAAGAGUGAGGCAGAGAUAUGUAAUAUAUAUUCAAAAAGCUCAAUUCGAAGCCCAAUUAUUUUGCAGAUGUCAUGGUAAAACAACAUUUCAGGAAUUACCAUAAAAAGCAUCAGGCACCCAGACCACAGUACCUAUCCUGCCACCAAUACAAAGUAACUUCAGAAUAAUUCAUACGAGUCACCACCAAAGGCUUCAUCAGGACUGAGUGUUCCAUAUGCAUGUCCUGAGAGUUGAGGCUCAUCACACUAAUGUUAUUUCAGAGCAAUCAAAGGUGCAUUGUCGACAAGGUCAUUUCCUCUUGAAUGACAUCUGCAGCAUUUACCGUAAAUGCGACCUCCGCGAUCAUCAGGAAAAUGUACUUUUAAAGGUUCAUUGUCACUGGUACAAUGUGCUUGUCGUCAACGCGCCUCUGAUUGAAUCCCGGCCUUCGAGUGCACAGGAUCACAUACUGUACAUUGCAUACAUUUUCUCUAACCAAGACCCUGGCUGUAGACCAAACCUCUUGGUGUGAUGUUGACAUUAGAGAUACUGUUGUAGAUAUACAUUGUUCUUAGUUAGAUUAGAACACAUUCAAACAUGAACUGUAGAGUUUUCUUUAUGCAUUUCCUGUAUUCUGGUUUUUGAGGGAAAUGGUUUGUUAAAAAAAUCUAAUAAAAUGACCAAAAAAAGCUUGCAGCUGUGUCACACUAUAAAUUACUUUGAACAUAAAAUAUAUAAAUAUUCAGGGACAAAUUUCCACCAAACACAUACAUCUGUUGCUAAGGUGAGGCCUAACUAUGGUACAAAACUCCAAACUGUUCAUUUUACUGUGUAUGUAUUUGAAUGUUACAUGAAAUUGUUUGUUUGUUGAUGUUUGGGCUCUGGAGUUGGCUCUUUUUGCGGAGCAGUUUCACAUUUCAAAUGGGUAUCCUGACACCUGGACAGCACGGCUCUGAAAAUGUUACAAUAUUCUUCUUCGAUCCAAAGCCCAAUUGAGACAGUGUAGCUUUCUGUCUGAAACCAGGCAAGAGUAAUUUCUAACUGUGGAGUGCCAUUUGUAGUGCUCAGAAGAGUGGCACGGACCAGUCAAUGAUAAACAUUGUUUUUUCUGUUGAGUCAGGAUGUGGUAAUAGGUUUUGAGUUGCCCCCCCACCCCUCAAAAUAAUAGCUCAAGACCCUUUUGAGAUUUGAGACAUUGACUAAACACUAAGAAUAUAUCAGCACUGUGGUGAUAGUUGGCUGAAACAUGUAUCUUUGUUACCAUCCCUAAGACCUGGCUAAUGAAAAACAAGCUGUACCUGCGUCUACAUCUCAUAUUGUAAACAGAGCUGCACAGUCCUUUAAGAACUAAAACAGAGCUGCACAGUCCUUUAAGAACUCAAACAGAGCUGCACAGUCCUUUAAGAACUACAACAGAGCUGCACAGUCCUUUAAGAACUCAAACAGAGCUGCACAGUCCUUUAAGAACUACAACAAAGCUGCACAGUCCUUUAAGAACUCAAACAGAGCUGCACAGUCCUUUAAGAACUACAACAGAGCUGCACAGUCCUUUAAGAACUCAAAGUUCUUAUCAGAUAUGAAUUAAUACAUGCUCAACUAAGUGGAUUCAAAUCAGCAGAUAUGUCACUUUUCUUUUAAAUUAAUAUCAACAACACAAGAUGCCUAAAUUAGAAGAUACAUGUGUGCUGUUCUAAGAUCUUUAGUAACCUAGGUAACCUUAAAGGCUUUUAGCUGUAUCCGUGCUGGUUUAUCUCUAUGCAACACAUUCUCAUUGUUAAGGCAAUUACUGUUGUAUGAUGUAUGUGUUUUGUGAGCAUAAUCCUGUACGUUACAUCAGCAUUUUCUGUAGUGAGUGAAUUUUUCCCAAGAAGACAUUAAAACCUGAGUUUGGGUGUUUAAACGGAUAAUUUCUCAUCCAAUUGUUAAGUCCACUGAUCAUUCUUGUUGUCCACUCACAAACUGUGAAGGGAUGGUUCCUUCAAUGUUUCCUCCACACCUUUCCAUGACAAUGUGUGUCUUAAUCUUCCAUUCAAAUUAUUAUCAAGAUUUUGUUAAUAACGUUCUCUCUGGUCUUUGUUCGAUUUUGAUGUACAGUCGGUAACAAUUUGGCCGCAUAUGGAUGAUUUGAUUCCAUAUUUAAAAAAAAUGUAUUCGGAGAAACGUUUUAAUAUUUUUUAGUUGAAUCACCGGAACUGAAAUGUAAUGAACAGGUGUCUAUACCCCAUAUUAUCCACAGACAAGACCCAGCUCACCAGUGAUGUAUUUGAAUUAGCAUUGACUGUAAGGAUAAGACAUCAAUUGUAUUGUGUUGCCUGGGAUGUAACUUUUCUUUCCCCUUAGUUUUACAAUAAAAUAUGAAAAUUAAGUACUUACCAA